CUGGCGUCAUUCCGUCAGCAGCAGCGAUCAGCCCACGAAAGCAUUAACCACUCCGGGCUGGGCUGCUUCCUGAGGAUAACUCCGUUCCGACCUACGUUUGUGCCGGCCCAGACUAACUUGAAGGAAGGCUUUUAGUUUGUAGAAAUCUUUAUUAUUCAUUUAUUCUUAGACCGACACAAGGAAUCAUCGAUUACAAUAAAGAUGGCGAUAGCCGCUUUACCAUGGUAACAGGGCAGUCAUUUGCUAACAACCUUGGCACUUUCACUUUAGUUCCGCCUUGUUAGGGAAAGGAAGUGCUUGGUUCCACUCCAGCAGCGUGCCUGUUAUUUUGUAAAUUUAGCUGGAGUGUUUGGUGGAAUAUGAGGAGAGUCGCGGCAGUCUAGGGAAUGAGAGAAUGAGGAGCGCUCAACUUCAAGGCGGCAACAUAGCUGAGGAGAUGGACAGAAUCCAGAAGAUUCAAGAUUGUUCACCUGUUUAAGGGCUGCCUUCUGAGGUACAUUGCUUGGUAGCAGGCCAGGGAGUUAGGUGGUCAACUGAAUUGGAGUAAGAUUUUCCUUGUUGUUGACAAUGGCAUGGUGACCUCUUGCUGCUGAAUGAGAACUGCUUACAAACCAAGCAUUGGGGAAAGCUGGAUGUGUCCCUUGUAAAAUGGCACAUAGCUGGAUUUUUAAAAAGUUUAUACAAUCUGUUAACCUCUGCAUUUUAACGGAAAUUUUUUAUUAUCCUGUUUUCUUCUCCACACUACUGAUUGUGCAAGAUUGCAUCUCAAGUGAACUGGCUGGCAACAGGGCAACUCUGGUAACUCUGCUGGUCUGAUUGCUUUGAAGAAAGAAGAGUAGAAGAAAAAAUAGAAUAAAUCAUGUCAGAGAUACUUGACCUCUCUUUUUUGUCUGAGGUGGAGAGGGAUUUGAUCCUCAGUGUUCUACAACGAGAUGAGGAGCUCCGGAAAGCAGAUGAGAAAAGGAUUAGGCGACUGAAGAAUGAGUUACUGGAGAUAAAAAGGAAAGGGGCCAAGAGGGGAAGCCAGCACUAUAGUGAUCGGACCUGUGCUCGGUGCCAGGAAAGCCUUGGCCGUUUGACUCCCAAGACCAACACUUGUCGGGGCUGUAAUCAUCUGGUAUGUCGGGACUGCAGAAUCCAGGAAAGCAAUGGUACCUGGAGGUGCAAGGUGUGCGCCAAGGAAAUAGAGCUGAAGAAGGCAACUGGUGACUGGUUUUAUGAACAGAAACUGAAUCGCUUUGCUUACCACACAGGCAGUGAGAUAAUUAGGAUGUCCCUGCGCCGUAAACCCUCAGUGAAUAAAAGAGAGACAGUGGGACAGUCCCUUCUUCAUCAGUCACAGAUGGAUGAUAUCUGGCCAGGAAGAAAGAUCAUUCAGGAGCAACAGAAGGAGCCCAGCGUGCCAUUUGAAGUGCCCAAGCUGAAAAGUGGAAAGAGUGCACUGGAGACUGAGAAUGAGAGUCUGGAUAGCUACACUGCUGACUCGGAUAGCAUGUCAAGGAGAGACUCUCUGGAUAAAUCUGGACUCUUUCCAGAAUGGAAGAAGAUGUCUGCACCCACAUCUCAAGUAGAAAAGGAAACUCAGCCUGGGGGUCAAAAUGCAGUAUCAAUUGAUGAGGGUGAAAUGAUAUUUAAGAAGAACACCAGAAAAAUCUUCAGGCCUUCAGAAUACACUAAAUCUGUUAUUGAUCUUCACCCGGAAGAUGUGGGACAUGAAAGUGGUUCCUUGGGAGACAGAAGCAAAUCUGUCCCAGGCCUCAGUGUAGAUAUGGAAGAGGAAGAGGAAGAAGAAGACAUUGACCAUCUGGUGAAGCUGCAUCGCCAGAAGCUAGCCAGAAGCAGCAUGCGAAGUGGUUCGUCCAUGAGUACAAUUGGCAGCAUGAUGAGUAUCUAUAGUGAAGCUGGCGAUUUUGGAAACAUCCUUGUGACCGGCAAGAUCACCUUUUCUCUCAAGUAUGAGCAGCAAACACAGACUCUGGUCAUCCAUGUGAAGGAGUGCCACCAGCUGGCCUGUGCUGAUGAAGCCAAGAAGCGCUCUAACCCAUAUGUAAAGACUUAUCUUCUGCCUGACAAGUCCCGCCAAGGAAAAAGAAAAACCAGCAUCAAGCGGGACACUAUCAAUCCGCUAUAUGAUGAGACCCUCAGAUAUGAGAUCCCAGAAUCUCUCCUGGCUCAGAGGACUUUGCAAUUCUCAGUUUGGCAUCAUGGUCGUUUUGGCAGAAACACUUUCCUUGGAGAGGCAGAGGUCCAGAUGGAUUCCUGGAAACUUGAUAAGAAACUGGAUCAUUGCUUGCCUUUACAUGGGAAGAUCAGUGCUGAGUCCCCGACUGGCUUGCCAUCACACAAAGGCGAGUUGGUGGUUUCACUGAAAUACAUCCCCGCCUCCAAACUCCCUGUUGGAGGUGACCGGAAAAAGAGUAAAGGUGGGGAAGGGGGAGAGCUCCAGGUGUGGAUCAAAGAAGCCAAGAACCUGACGGCUGCCAAAUCAGGAGGGACUUCAGACAGCUUUGUCAAGGGAUACCUCCUUCCCAUGAGGAACAAGGCCAGUAAGCGUAAAACUCCUGUGAUGAAGAAGACUCUGAAUCCCCACUACAACCAUACAUUUGUCUACAAUGGCGUGAGGCUGGAAGAUCUACAACACAUGUGCCUGGAACUGACUGUGUGGGACCGGGAGCCCAUGGCCAGCAAUGACUUCCUGGGAGGGGUCAGGCUGGGUGUUGGCACUGGGAUCAGUAAUGGGGAAGUGGUAGACUGGAUGGACUCGACUGGGGAAGAAGUGAGCCUGUGGCAGAAGAUGCGACAGUACCCAGGGUCUUGGGCGGAAGGGACUUUGCAGCUCCGUUCCUCGAUGGCCAAGCAGAAGCUGGGCUUAUGAGCCCCUGUCCUUCUAUGCAGGUCUUGUCCUGUCCAGGGCAAGUCAGAGGAAGCGAAGAAACCAAGAGCAAAGAUUUAUAUUUAGUGUAUGUAUGUGUGUGUGUGCAUGUGUGUUAUGUGUGUGUAAUAAACAUAUAUUUCUACAAAUCUCAUUAUGUUAGAGUGAUGAACGUUUGUUCCUCUUUUUAAAGCAGGCUCAAGAAUAAGGGUCUGUUUAAAAUGUUUUCAUUUGUGCAUAAUCUAGUAUAUUUCCAGAGUCCAUUCUUUUAUCUUUAUGAUGUUUAAUUAGCUUAAAAAUCCUUUAAAACAAGUUUUUAUCUCCUGUCUUGCAAUUCUUUUCCUACUUCCCCAGGAAGCCCUGUCUACCUUUGGCAUUUGUAUAGGUCUGAGGCCAGGGCUCUGGGAAGCAGGGUUGGGUUACUAAAGACAGGAGAAGAUGGGAGAGAGGUGAGUAGGUCUGCCCUUUCCUUUCCAAUUUAUGUUUUGAACUCUAUUUUUACCUUGAUAUAUUUCUGUAACUUGGUUUUUAACUCUUAUUGUUUUUAAGCAAUUUCCAUAUUACUUUAGUCUAAUUGUUUUCUUUUAAAUGCUAAGAAAAUUCCUGUUUCUUCAAGCUCCAUACACCUUCCCUAGACCUUUAGGGGACCCUUAUAAUGGAGCUUCUUUAGAAAAACACUUUAAUGAGAUAGUGGCCUUUUGACUGAAUCAUGGACAUGUCCACAAUGGCUUCUCAGUGGUCUCAUAGGACCAGAGGGACUGACAGUGAAAUGUCUCCCAGCCCAUGCUGGAUCUUUGCAUUUUAUACAGAUACAGCUCUUGUUGGACAGCUCCUCAUUUCUCUAAUAAAAGACAAGAUAUCGUCACUCUCAUAUACCACAUCUUUCUUAGCAUUUGUGUCUGCAGUGUGGUACCACACAGAAUAUGAUGGACAUACCAUUACACCAGCCAGAAUAGCCAAGUACUGUCUAAACUGGACAUACCAUUACACCAGCCAGAAUAGCCAAGUACUGUCUAAACUGGCCCAGUGUUUCUCCAGACUGGGCACGGUUAAGGCUCUAAGAGAAUAUGUUCAGAGAAUCUCCCAGUUAUUCUGACUUCCUUCGUGAAGUGGUUUCACUUUCUAUUUUUUCUGUUGUUUCCUAUACUUGACCUAGAUGUAACAUGGGUGUGGUGUGCUGAGACCUUUCUAAGAAGGGUCUGGUGAUCUAAGGUUCAUUUUCUGAAACUCACUGUACCAAACUGACCUUGUUAUUCUUGCAACAGUAUCUACACAGAGUUGUUUGUAAAAGGAGUGUAUACUGGAGAAGAAAUCCCUUUUGGUAGAGUCUGCUAGCUGACUCUUCUAUAAGGCCACUGGACUACGGGUGGCUGCAGUGGUUUCUAUUGUACAUGUGAACUGAAUAGAGGAGUGUUUUUAAAAGGUUUGGUGUGGGUGUGGAUUAAUAUUGUAACAGAAAGCAUCAUUUGGGAUCCUGGGCUGUAACUUGCUCCUUUGUUCUCUACCCCCUGAAAUGUAUGUGUGCUUCAAUAAAGCUUUUUCACCUGUCAA
Messenger RNA from Felis catus (domestic cat), 4423 nucleotides. It is a transcript of the gene SYTL4, whose product is annotated as synaptotagmin like 4. The record is from RefSeq and is a predicted model, not a curated record. The transcript is spliced from 20 exons. Lineage: Eukaryota; Metazoa; Chordata; Mammalia; Carnivora; Felidae. Gene Ontology annotation, biological process: exocytosis; intracellular protein transport. Gene Ontology annotation, cellular component: exocytic vesicle; plasma membrane. The coding region runs from base 860 to 2875 and encodes 671 amino acids. Gene Ontology annotation, molecular function: neurexin family protein binding; phospholipid binding; small GTPase binding.